AUGUGUAUGCACGUUGAGGGGCUGCCCGAGGCGUGGCAAAGACUUCGGGAAGAUGCAUCAGCUCUAAAAUCCGGCUGGGAUGCCCAGAUCGCUCAGCUGUCCAAGGAGAUGAUCUCCAAGGACCUUCAGCUUCAGUCGCUGCAGGAAGAGGAGGUAGAACUCAAGGCACAUCUGGCCAGAUGCCAGCAGGACAUCGGAAGGUACAAGCAGCAGCUGUCCGCGGCCGCGGAGAGGGAGCGGUGCCUGGAGCGCGAGAAGACGCAGCUGCAGCUGGACUGGCAGCAGCGCUGUGACGGUGUGGAGAGGGCCCACUACCGCAAGUCUGAGGACCUAAUUCAGGCCCUGACCGAGGCGCGGGAUCAGGUUGCUGCCAAGCUCCAGGAGACAGAGCGGACGCUGCGUGACCAGGAGGUGGUGCUGAAGGCCUUGACCCUGGAGAGAGACCAGGCCGUGCAGGCGCUGAGGACACAGGGGCUCCUUCCUGAGAAGGAGGUGCAGAUGCUCCUAAGGCAUCACGAGGAAGAAAUAAGGGGAAGUUUUCCGUCUAGUGAGAUCCAGAGGCUCCAGGAGCAAAACACAAGCUUACGAAGGGCUGUUUCAGAGAUGAGGAAAGAAAUGGAGACCCUGAGUGACCUCGUUCUUCCUGCUGCCCCGUCAGGGGGUCAGUCCUCCGACACAGAGCAGCCCCGUCCAAGCCCAGAGGCAGCAACUGAGGCUCCUGAUCACGUUACAGUCCUUGAAACAGAAAUACGAAACCUAAAGCAUAAAUUUAAAACCUUGGAAGAACAAGUAGAAGAUGUGUUAGAUCCUUCCAAGAGGCCCUCCUCUUACACCGACUUUCAGCCCAGCGUCUGCACCUCGGCCGGAGUCCCCGGAGGAGCCGUGUCAGCUGAUGGUUCACCCAUUGGGCUAGCCCUCAGGAGGCUCAGGGACAGGGCACAUCUCACAAACUUCCUGGUGGCCCGGCUCAGGCGGAAGCUGCUGCAGCGACCCCUGGACAUGGACACUGUCCAGCACGAGCUUCCCCGGGAGGUGGGCCAGGUGCACCUGGAGGUUUCAGAGCUGCGGAAGCAGGUGGCUGAGCUGGAGGAGCAUCUCGGGAGCAGGCCGCAGUUGCAAGCCUUGGACAAGGUGGCCCCUGGGAAGGAGGUCCCUGCAGACCAAGGACCCACAGGGGCAGAGGACCAAGGGCCACAGCCCCCACAGGCCUUGUCUGUGCCCCAACUCCAGAGGAAACUAAAGGAGGCAGCUCGAAAAAUCCUCCGCCUCUGCCUGGAGAAAGAACAGCUCCUGGAGAUGGGGAACAGGCUCCGUGCAGAGCUGGGCCACCAUGCCCCAGAGGCAACACAGAAUCUCUACAGUGACUUGCAGAUCAACUCGGCACAAAGAAAACCGGUCCCCAAAGCCACGCCCAGCUCAAGAGUCCCACAGGGAAAGUGGGCACCGCACCGGAAGCUCCUCAUCAGCGGCCAGCGGUCCCCUCCAGGACACGUGGAAGUUACUGGACCUGGGAUCCAGCCCCUCUGGCCUCACCUCCCAGGACGACUCUGCACCAGUAGAGUUCACGGCACGUCCAGCAGCCGACAGCCUCGGACACCCGGACAGGAGCCCCGUGGGGACACGGGCAGCCUUUGCCAUCGAAGGGAUGAAGAUGGAAGCACAGGCAAAGGCCAAGCCCACCAGACCCUCCAGGGCUCACCCUGCAAAAACUAAAGGCUGCCAGAGACCCCCCAAGAUCCGUAACUACAAUUUGAAGGACUGACUUCUUGAGACUUCCUUCUCCCACGCCCUCCCCCUUCCCCUCCCCUCCCGUGUUGGUGCUUGAGACCUGCGCUUUCACCAUGCAUCAGGGGGGUGUGUGUGCAAGCACCCACAUGUGCACGAGGGGAGUGCGAGUGCGUGUGUGCGCGCACAGCUGCAGAGCGGCUUCCCCAGGCUCUGACCGACCCAGAGCCAUUAAAGCCCCUGCCUCCGGUGCUCUCGCUGGGCCCUGGAGUUACUGACCUGUCCUACAGUGCCCCAGUGACAUGGGGAAGGAAGCCAGGAGGGCCCCCGGGGGCGGGGGUCACAGACAGCGCGGCCUGAUGAGGGUGUGGGGGCACGGGGAGCAGAAUGCCCACCCACAAAGUAGGCGUUUCCCCACAGAGUGCUGCACGUGGGAGGGGACCUCCUGGAAGAAGGGAGAACGGGGGUUCUGGGUGAGCCAGCGGCCAGACCAGAGGCCUGCUCCCCUGCUCAUGUCAUGUCAUGAUGGGGUGGGGGUGGCACUUCCAGUGCUCGUUGGCCCCGUGAGACCAACCCAGCGGGUCAGUCUGGAGCCUUCCACGUCCACACCCCCCCCCCACCGCGUAGGACAGUAGUGGGGCAUCCCUGACAGCUAGAUGCCUGGGGCCCGGCACCUGAUACCCUUGCUCCAAGUACCACAAAACCACACCCACACUUCCCCACCCGAAAAACGUCUCAUAAAUUCUAACCACACAGGGGCGCCUGGGUGGCUCAGUUGUUAAGCGUCUGCCUUC
Messenger RNA from Leptonychotes weddellii (Weddell seal), 2519 nucleotides. Lineage: Eukaryota; Metazoa; Chordata; Mammalia; Carnivora; Phocidae. The record is from RefSeq and is a predicted model, not a curated record.